Molecule: messenger RNA, 1912 nt
Organism: Theobroma cacao (cacao)
Lineage: Eukaryota; Viridiplantae; Streptophyta; Magnoliopsida; Malvales; Malvaceae
Product: kinetochore protein
Source: RefSeq, a predicted model, not a curated record
AAAAACUGAAAAGUGAAAACGCACGAAAGGAUCUAGAAAGAACUCAAAAUCAAACACCGCCUCGCCUAGACCGAGAAAAAAAAUGAGGGGCACCACACGCCGCCGUCCCACUGACUCCUUCAAUCCACCGGUACCACAACCGUCGCGCGACUCCGAUGCCAGCUUUGCCAGCAGUCGGCCCUCCUCCAUCGGCAUGGGCCGCGCCAUUUCUGCCGCCGACCCCUACUCCGAUCGUGCCUUCCAAACGGCCACCAUCCGCUCUAUCAACGCCUUCUUCUCCUCCCAUUCCAUUCCCCCUAUCUCCACCAAGCCCUCUCAAGCCCCUUCUGCGAAGGACCUCUCGAAUAUCCUCACAUCCCUUCUUUCCCUUCUCCACUUCCCUUGCUCCAAACUCGAAGAAGACCUAGGUCCUCUCCUGAAAAGUCUAAAUUGCCCCUUCAAAUUCAACAAAUCCACGCUCCGUGCUCCUAAUACCCCCCACAAUUGGCCCAAUUGGCUUGGAAUCAUUCACUGGCUGGUCCAACUUGCAAUGUACAAUGAACAUUUGUCGCAGAAUUCCACAACUUCUUUUGCUCAAAGUGAUAGCAUGACUGAAUAUGCCUUGGAGAGUUAUAUGCGAUUUAUACGUGGUGAGGAUGAUUUGUUGGAGGUUUUAGAUAAGGAGUUCAUGGAGAAGUUGGAAAAAGAAAGGGAAAAUGUGGUGGAGAACUCCAGGGCUUUGGAAAAGAAUGUUGGGGAACUGGAGGUGAAAGCGGAGGGACUAAGGACAGGGCCAACGGAAAGGCAAGUGUUGGAGAAAGAAAAGAACGUGUUAGAGGAAGACGUGAAGAAGUUUCAUGCUAUGAUCGCAGAGUUUACAGGGAGGAUUGGGGCUAUGGAGAAGGUGUUGGAGGAAAAGGAGAAAGAGUUGAAUGCCAAGGAAGAGGAGAGGAGACGAGUUUGUGAGGAGAAUGAGGAGCUUAAAAAGAGAGUGGAGUUGCAAACUUUUAAUGCUAGAGAUGUGGAGAGGAUGAAGAGGGAGAUGCAGGCUGUGGAGAGGGAUAUUGGGGAGGCAGAGGUUGCAAGGAAUUCGUGGGAGGAUAAGUCUUGGGAUCUUGAUUCUACUAUUGGGCAGAAGUUUAAGGAGCUUAUGGCGCUUACAAUGGAAUGCAACCAAGCCAUUAGGAGGUUAAAGCUUGGUUAUGAUUUUCAGUAUGAGUUGAAUGCCAAAGGCUCAACACCUGCUGAGGUGAUGGGGAUUGACUACAAAGGUACACUUAAGCCUGAGCUUGAAAGCUAUGCUGAUAAAAUAAGGGAGAGUUCUAAGAAAAAGUUUGAAGACAUGAUUAUCCUUCAGCAACAAUCAAAAGAUAUGGCUACCAAGAUUGAGGACAAAAAAAAUCGUAUUGAUGCUCUUCAAUCCCGUAUUGAUGAAGUUGAAGCCCAAAUAAAUAUGUUCAAGAAGGAAAUGCAGGAAUAUGGUUAUAGAUCUACUGCAGAAGCCAAGAAAAUGGUUGAGGAUGUCCAUAUUGAGGCUCAUAAGUUAGAUAUAGCAGAAAAGGAAGCAGCAGAGAUUCUAAAGGCUUCGCAAUCGAGGUUGCAAGAAGCAAUCCAACGAAGCGAAGAGGAAAUUCAGAUGCAUGCACGGGAACUCUUUAUGGUGGUCGAUUCUGUGUCGAAAUAUAAAGAGCAUGUCGAAUCCAAAAUUUCAGAGAUCAGGAUCAGCCUCUCGGAAACUGCUGCUGCCGUAUCGGAUGCUUACAAAGGUUCAUUGCCAGCACAAUUCACCGGUAGUGCCAAUGCAAGUUAGUAAUAUGAACAGACAAUCUGUAAUCUAUGACUAAGGUUGGUCUUUUGCUUGUGCCCAAACAACUAUAUUUUGCUUCUAACUGUUGAUUAAUACUAUUAUAGUUAUGGAAGUUGCCAUGCCAUA